Molecule: messenger RNA, 2969 nt
Organism: Nyctereutes procyonoides (raccoon dog)
Lineage: Eukaryota; Metazoa; Chordata; Mammalia; Carnivora; Canidae
Gene: REEP5
Product: receptor accessory protein 5
Exons: 5
Coding region: 73-642 (189 amino acids)
Source: RefSeq, a predicted model, not a curated record
GUCCCCGCCCCGCUCGGCGGCCCCCGCAGUCGGAGCAGCCCGGGCGGAGCGCAGGUCCUCGCCAGCCUCGCCAUGUCUGCGGCCGUGAGGCAGAGGUUCGACCGGUUCCUGCAGGAGAAGAACUGCGUGACCGACCUGCUGGCCAGGCUCGAGGCCCGGAGCGGCGUGAACCGCAGAUACAUCGCGCUCGGUGCCGUCGGGCUGCUGGCCUUGUACCUGGUGUUCGGUUACGGAGCCUCUCUCCUCUGCAACUUGAUAGGGUUCGGCUACCCAGCCUACGUCUCAAUUAAAGCCAUAGAGAGUCCCAACAAAGAAGAUGAUACCCAGUGGCUGACCUACUGGGUCGUGUAUGGGGUGUUCAGCAUUGCUGAAUUUUUCUCCGACCUCUUCCUCUCAUGGGUCCCCUUCUACUACAUGCUGAAGUGCGGCUUCCUGCUGUGGUGCAUGGCCCCGAGCCCCUCUAACGGGGCCGAGCUGCUCUACAGGCGCGUCAUCCAGCCUGUCUUCCUGAAGCAUGAGUCCCAGGUGGACACCAUGGUGAAUGACUUCAAGGACAAAGCCAAAGAGACUGUGGAUACCAUCACGAAAGAAGCCAAGAAAGCAGCAGUGACCUUGCUUGGUGACGAAAAGAAGAGCACCUAAGCCACCGACCGGUGAGACCUUCCUCGCUGCCCUCCGCGUAGCGCCCGUGUUGCAUUAGGGACCGCGCUAUAAUCAUCUUAAUGUUGCCUUGGAAACAUUUUUGAUAUAUUAAAAAAGAAUGUGUUAAGGUUUCUUGCUUACUUUUACUGUCUAUAUACACAAGGAGCAUUUACAUUUAAUGCAGUGGGCAGUGUCCAAAUUUUGGAAAAUAAACUUUGCCUCUGGGUAGGACAAGACGUGUUACUAUCCUGCAGGAAACACAGACUGGAAAUUAUUUGUCCCACAGGCUUUGUACUUGUGCAGGCUCUCUCUGCAUGCGUUUCCUCUGUACUUCUAUUUUAGGGUGAUCUUUAAGGUUCUAUUUCAUGUAAUGUACAAAUUUGUAUUAAAUGUUUUUAAUGUAUUUGUGCAUACAUAUAUGUAGGGAAAUGUUACUGCCUGACGGUGACACGUAUGCUUGUAGGGAGCACCCGCCAAAACCUAAAGGCUCUAGUGUGCUGGUGUGAUGUUAAAUACUUCAGAGAACUAGUGCAGAUGACUGAUGUUUCCGGUGAAUAGUUGAAUGAUGAGCGAGCUUGAGUGGACACUGGCCUGGUUGUUCCCCUAACGUCGUAGCACCUGGACACCAGGAUAGCUGCGUAAGGCAGUCACUUCAGUGACAAGUGGGGAAAGGUGCAGACACACCAGGAAGCACUCAGCUCCCUGAAGAACCAGGAACACUGUCUGGUGGCCUUCCAGAAAACCUGUUUAGAUUUGUCUGUUUCCAAGAUGCCGUAAUGGAAACCAUCCCUGGUUUCUCCUUCAAAGCUGAGCAACAAGUUGGUUUAGUCUUGUUUCGUACCUAGUCUUUUUUUUUUUUCUUAAACCAGUUAAAGGCACCUCUAGACUUGCCCAUCUCUAGUGACAUGUGUGUCCUUGUUUGUAUCAUUAGUUACAUGCUGAUGAUGACACCAGGCUUCAAGAGCAAUUCUGGGAGAAUGAAACCACGAUACAACCUAUAAUCUACUUGGCAGUGAAGUCAAACUAUCACUUUCUUUCUCUGGCCUUUAAAGUCAAUUGCAAGAAGCCUCCCCAGUUUACAAGUCAGGAUCUUUUGUGGUCCAUUUAAAUGCUUUUAUCUUUGUACUUGGAAGUACUCUGUACUUCGUUUUGAUAGACUGCAGAUAACUAGUAUAAGUACAGAACAAAAAGUUAAAAUUAAGCUUUCCACCAUGAUUAGCCAGCUUACAGGAACCUUGACAACUCGUCUGGACUAGAAGAAUGGAACUUCACACCAACCAGACUGCUAGGAUCCUUCUGAAUUAGACUACACUGACUAAAACAAAACCGAGUGUAACAAAACUAACAAGUUUUAAUACCCAGCCUGGAAAAUGCCUUUUAAGGAAAAAGAGAGGAUUAGUUCUCCUUUGGGUAACAGGCAAGACCAUAAUGAGGUCUUAUCAUGUAAAAAAUAUGAAAGAUAUCAAAAGUUUGGGACAAUGUCACAUAAAUAUUAUUAUAUGGAUUAAGGCACUUUAUUUCCUGGUGACACGGUGGUGAUCAUAAGGCAUCUUAUUAAAGAAAAAAAAAAACUUUUAGAAAACAAGCAGUUAAUGGUUAUCAGGAGAAAAUCAGGCCUUAGAUUAAAAAAAAGUACCUCUACGAGUAUUUAAAUCCCUUUCCCAAUGAUAAAUUACACUUUUCUUGGUGGCAGAAGAAUGAAAAUUAGCAACUUCUAUCGUACAGAAUGUAUAAUCCGAUUGUUAGUAUACAGAAUGUACGACUCACUGUAUACAAAAUAUCAGGCAAGAGGGGGAAACAUAAAUGCUACUAUUGCUCAUAACUACUUACAGGCUGAUACCAGUUUAGAAACUAUUACGGUAAGAAAACAUAUUCUGAAUGCAUUUUUUUUCUUUUGUCCUUUUAGCUUUUUCCUAUGAUGCAUUCUGUAAGAAAUUUAAGUUGCUGUUUUUGGCAGUCAAGGUGUACAUAUUGACGACAGAAGUUAAUGACUGAGUUGAGAAAUUCUUCUCAGAUUUCCCACGUAACAUAUUGCCAGGGCGAGUAUUUGAAAAACUAAUUGAGCCUGUGUCUAGCUAGAAGACAAGCACUUAUUUGUGUAUGAAUGGUGUUUGAGGGGUACGUCAAGUCAAAGAAUCUCCACGAUCUCCACGGUUCUUCCCCCACUUGAAAGCUUUCAGACCAACAGCUUCUGCUACUCUGGGAUCUUCUAACCAUAGCCUGAGGAGAAUGAGCAAAGCCUUUAAACAGGUUACUACUACCACCCAUCCUGAAGAUGUGAUAUAUUAAAUGGAAAAGGAUGUAAAUAAAACUGUUAUCUCAUUGAA